Xyrauchen texanus (razorback sucker) is the source of this 2278-nucleotide messenger RNA. Its product is annotated as nicotinamide/nicotinic acid mononucleotide adenylyltransferase 1-like. The record is from RefSeq and is a predicted model, not a curated record. Gene Ontology annotation, biological process: NAD+ biosynthetic process; fatty acid transport. The transcript is spliced from 6 exons. Gene Ontology annotation, cellular component: cytosol; nucleus. Gene Ontology annotation, molecular function: nicotinamide-nucleotide adenylyltransferase activity; nicotinate-nucleotide adenylyltransferase activity; fatty acid binding. Bases 247 to 1074 code for a protein of 275 amino acids. Lineage: Eukaryota; Metazoa; Chordata; Actinopteri; Cypriniformes; Catostomidae.
UUGCGUAGACUUGCCACUCGCGCUGGUCAUUAGUCCCAUAAUACAUUUACAACUGUAAUAUCUAAAAUCAUAUACGAAUAUUAUUGAUAAGAACUUUACAUUUGUAGGUGCUAUUAUCACAGAGCCAUAUUUCGCGGCGUCAGUGAGCGACACCAACUAAAUAGGAAGCACGAGACAAGUGUUUUGCUUUGCAGAAGAAAGAAAGUCAUACACAUCUAUAUGAGGAGAGCAUCAUUUAUGUGAUCAAUGACAUCACAAGAGAAAAUUAAAGUAGUGCUGCUGGCAUGCGGCUCCUUCAACCCCAUCACAAACAUGCACCUGCGAAUGUUUGAACUGGCUCGGGAUCACCUUGAAGACACUGGAAGAUACAUAGUGGUGAAAGGCAUAAUCUCGCCGGUUGGAGAUAGCUACAAGAAGAAAGGUCUGAUCGAUGCCUGUCAUCGGUUGAAGAUGGCGAGACUUGCCACAGAGAACUCUAGUUGGAUCACAGUAGAUGACUGGGAGAGUCAGCAGCCCGAGUGGGUGGAGACAGCCAAAGUAGUUCGGCACCAUCAUACAAAACUAUCUUCCUCUGAGAACUACAUUGAUGAUGUGGACACAGUGAAGUGUGGGAAGAGGAGAAAGCUGGAGCAACAUGAAAGCAUAUGUCAGAACUCUUCCCAUAUCAACACAAAAGCAGACACCUCCCAUCUGCAACUGCUGUGUGGUGCUGAUGUACUGGAGUCCUUUGGUGUCCCCAACCUUUGGAAGCCAGAAGACAUUGAAGAGAUAGUGGGGCGCUAUGGCAUUGCGUGCAUAACUAGAUGUGGCAGUGACCCUGAGAACUUUAUCUAUCAGUCUGAUGUGUUAUAUAGGCACCGUAAGAACAUCCAUGUGAUUCGUGAAUGGGUGACCAAUGAGAUCUCAGCCACCCAUGUGCGCCGGGCCCUACGCAGAGGACAGAGUGUACGUUACCUGCUGCCUGACUCUGUGGUGCAAUAUAUUCAGGAUCACAGCCUGUACAGUGCAGAGAGCGAACAGAAGAAUGCCGGUGUCAUCCUCGCCCCCUUCCAGAGAUACACCAGCUCCAACUAGGCUUAUGCUCUAAUGCUUUCAGUCUGGCCUCUUAAGUUCAGUUUAGAGUUUUUGGAGGAGGGCAGACCUGUUACCCACAAGGCAUUGGAUAUUUUAGAAUUACCUACAAGAAUUGUGUGCCAUUUGAAUGCAUUUUCUUAUAUAAGUUUACAUAAAGACUGAUUGAUUAGAAGAUUGAUUUGUUUCAUUGUAUUCUAUCUAAGACAGAAGAACAAUGUUAGAUGGUAUUUCUAGGUCUCAGUGCUGCCUUUGACACUGUUGACCAAAACAUUCUCCUAGAUAGAUUGGAAAGUUGGGAAGGGCUCUCUGGGAUGGUCCUCAGCUGGUUCAGGUCAUAUCAAGAAGGGAGUGGUUACUGUGUGAACAUAGGCAACUAUGAACCUGAGUGGAUAAUUCUUGCACUGCUCAUGUUCAACCUGUAUAUAUUCCCAAUAGGCCAAAUUAUGAAAAAUAACCAAAUUGCAGACUAUCACCUAAUGACUACAGCCUCAUAAACUCUCUGUUCCUAGAGCACGUUGCGCAAGCUUUGGUGAUUUAAAGUUAAGGGCAAACCUUGGUUUAUGCCACAUUUGCUCACUGACAUUUGUUUGACAGGCACAUGAGAACAUUUAAACAUAGAUAAAUGCAACAGAUAAUCUUAAUCUAUGAGUACUCAGUGCAACGUGUUAAAAUAAACACAUUAAAUGUGUUUUUACACAUGCAAAAUGCCUUUUUACAAUACUUUCAAACAUCUGAUACAUUUCAUAAAAUUUAUUUUUUGAACAUUUAACAUGUUGUGUUUUGGCAAAAAGAUAUCCACACAAAGACCUGCCAGACACGUUUUAUCUAGAUACAGAGCCACAGCUUUGCAGCACUGAUGAUAGAUGAAAGGUUGAAGGAUAAAACUCUGCCAACUCAACUCGCAACACGUACUGUAUAAACGUUGGAAAUCUUGCUGUCGGUCAUAUAUUGCACCUGGUUUCUUCAAAUCACAACAGGAUCUUUUUUUCAGACAGUUGAUAAAAUGCCUGCCAUCCUCCCUGGUACAUGGGAUAUGGUCAGCAAUGUCAACUUUGAGGGAUACAUGAUUGCUUUAGGUGAGAUUGCAUUUGGAUGAUUGCUCUUAAUUGUGCUAAUGCAUUGUCUAUUUAUUACUUAUGCUUUUUAUCUUUCUCAAGCUACUUUGUCUUUAUGUAAAAUGUGUAAACAUUUUAAUAAAAUAAUU